ACAUCGCAUCGCACCAACAUUGCAUCGCAUCGCACCAGCAUCGUAUCAUUGAGUUUUUGUACUACAAGUAUGCGUGCAUAUAUGCAGCCUGCACAGCAUAGUAACCAGUAUUUGCUCGAACACUGCAAAACAUUAGAACUUCAAAUCGUGAAAUUGACUAGCGAACGCGACACGCUCAACGCUGUUCGGCUGCAUCAAACGGACUCGCUCGACCUUGACUGUACCCUCAUUUCCUCAGUUCCAGCUACUGCUAACCGGCCAACUCGCGUCAUCCAUCCGAAGAUUCGGUUUUGGACCAAUGACGACUUCUUAGGAUGGCUGGAUUCUCCCGACGGCCGUCGAGCUGACCGCGGGAAAGUGCCGUAUCUCGAGGAUGAGAACGGUGAUCCACUUACCGACCCGAUAGUCAAGUCUAUCCGGAAACUUCUUCGUGGCGCUUGGGCGGAGCUCGUCAGACGCAAACUUGCUCCGAAGACGUGGGGUAAAGCAGCUGCGACUGCAAGGCAAAUUGUUCACACCCUGAUGGAGAACUCACAUCCAUUGUUCAAGUUCGCUGACGACGGUUGGAAGCUCGACUAUCUCAUGAGCACGUCGUAUUCUGCGUGGCGAAGAACCACUAGCGGGGGCAAGAAGCGUAAACAAUUGAAGGACGCUCUCAGGUCUGAAGUCCCCGGCAAAAAACUAAAAGGUGCGUCUUUAAUUUAAUAUGAUAUUGCAUUAACUAGUAUUUUUUGUAGUCGACCCUACCGUGAAUAUCCUGCCUUCGACGCCAGACUCUCUCUUGGCACCAUCGCCUACUGUGCCUAACUCGUUAGCUGCCGAGUCCAUGCUACUGCUAUCCAGGUCUCA
This is a messenger RNA of Suillus subaureus, 849 nucleotides long. RefSeq lists its product as uncharacterized. The transcript has 4 exons. Lineage: Eukaryota; Fungi; Basidiomycota; Agaricomycetes; Boletales; Suillaceae. The annotation marks the transcript as partial. The record is from RefSeq and is a predicted model, not a curated record.